Eublepharis macularius is the source of this 3092-nucleotide messenger RNA. RefSeq names its product MAD2L1-binding protein-like. Gene Ontology annotation, biological process: regulation of exit from mitosis. Bases 813 to 1787 code for a protein of 324 amino acids. NCBI's taxonomy places the organism in Eukaryota, Metazoa, Chordata, Lepidosauria, Squamata, Eublepharidae. The transcript is spliced from 2 exons. Gene Ontology annotation, cellular component: nucleus. The record is from RefSeq and is a predicted model, not a curated record.
UAGCCCCGCCCUCCUGAGGGCGAGGGCGGAAGAGCUGGCCUUGUGCGUGCCCGCGAGGCGAGCCGCCUUCUUGACGUCCGCUCCGAACUUCGAAGGGGCGAUGGCGGCUGCGGAGGACUCCGAGCUGCGAGAGCGCGCAGCAGUGGAGCGGGACGCGGCUGCGGCGACAACGACUACGGCGAUGGGCGUCGGAGGCCCCGGGCCGGCUCUCAGCGGGCAGUCGUACUGGCUGGACGUGUGGCUCAUGCUCCUCAUCGACUUGGUGCUCUUCGUCUUCGUCUAUCUCUUGCCCUGACGGACAAAUGGGUUACUACCAUCAGCGGCACUUUGAUCCAGAACAGAACUGACCAGCACUGGAACUUUUAUGUACAGACCAAGGGGUGAUGCCUUCCACUAUAUCUGAAGUGUUGGUGCCUGGGUUCUACUCCUUGGAUGUAAUUUCCUGAAGAGAGUUGGAGAGAUGGGAUUUCAUCUUUGGUUUUCAAACUAAAAGAAUGGAAGAUAUGCCUUAUUUUGAAUGUUACGCUUAUUAUAAAGAUAAUUGAAAGUUUUAAGCUGUUUUGAAGUAAUUUCCUUUCAGUAGUUUUGUUUUAUAAAGCAUUACAAAAAUGGAUUAGAAGACUUACGUUUCAGAGCAGUUCCAGGACCUGCUCUUCAGUCGAAAUAAAAAUAAUUCUCGAUAUGAGAAAAGGCCAGCCCCGUGAUCUGGUCUUCUGGAAGGCAAAUCAUUACCAGUGCUAACUGGUCUUCUAAGUUCCCAUCUAAAAAGGUGAAUAAGGAUUCAAAUCGGAGCGAGUUUGAAAAAGCAGAAAAUGGCCGUUCGGAGAGGGAAGCGACAAGGAAGCGAGACAGAGGGAGACUGCUGGGGCCCUGAGCGCGCCCUCCCCCUGCUCCCAUCGCCCGACCCGGGCCCGUUGGCGUCAGGGGUCCUCCUCUCGGCUCCAACGGGUGACUCAGCUGCUCUCUCCGCUUCUCUUUCAGCCGCUUUGCCCGGUGUGGCUGACCCCUCCCCGGAAUCCGACUCUGUCGCUGUGACUGUAGCUUUAGAGCCGCUGCCUGUGGCUCCCACGGCAGGCGGCGCCUUCUCGGUGUCCGUGGCUUUCCCUGGCUCGGUAACUCGGGAAAGUUGUUUUCAUUUCGCUUGCGAGCUCCUGAAGCAUGUCCUGUACCAGAGGCAGCAACUACCGUUGCCUUACGAACAGCUCGUCUGCUUCUCGCGGAGGCAACUUCCGAGGCCCCCGCACCAGGGUGAAAAUGUGAUCAGAAAUGUCUACUCUAGAGAUCUAGAAAACAGUAAGAAAUGCCAGCAAGCAUUAGGCGACCUGGAAAGAGUGUUUCAGCACUUAGAAACCAUGUUCAGCUUGACAUUGGUUCCACGGGUUCUUAUUCUGCUUGGGGGUACUGCUGUCAACCCUAAAGAACUCUACGAGAUCAACCUGCAGGGCAUCUCUCUAGGUGGCACCGAGGAGAGCCUGCAGACAGCAGCCUGUGUUCGCAAGCUAUUCCAUUCACUCUUCUUGGCAGACAUCUUCAGUGAUCUUCAAGCUGUCCCCACCGUGGGUGUCAUUGUUAUGGUCCAAGGGCACCGCAACUGUGGUAUUGACUGGUUCAGACCCAAACUGAACUACAGAGUGCCAGCUCGAGGAAGGAAGCUGACUGUCAACUUAUUCUGCAGUGACUGUGACAAUGCAAAAUUCUCUUCUUAUUCAGAAGUUAACUCUGGCUUGAAUGAUUAUAUAUGGUUUCAAGCUCCAGUGACAGUGAAGGGUUUCCGUUACUUUUCUUAACAAAAGUUUUGAAAGGUACAUACUUAACCUAUUAUUGAUUUUGUGCCAAGUCUUUGAUCAUUUGCAACUACAAGUUCCUCUCUUGAAUUUCUGUUCCAGAAAUGCUUUAAAAAUUACACUGAGCUGUACUCUCUAGAGCAGCCUCUCCAAACGAUGGACCUUGGAAACAGUUCCACUGUGAUUACGAGCGCCUUUGGAGAACUGAUUCAGAGGGCAGAACAGUGUUGUGGGACCCAUUAACUUAUUUUUCUCUGCUGUUUAGUUAUUAAACAAUACUUGAAAUUAAUGCAUAAGAUAGAUGAAGGACCAACCUCCUAUAGGCUAUGUUACAUUGUGACACUGAGCUGCUUUAUAUUCAGUGUUUGUAUUAAGAUAGAGGGUAGGAAGCUCCUGUAGGAUGAGCAUUAACGAAGACGAACAUCUAGUCCAAAAUAGAUAAACUGUUCAUGAUUUGAGCAAAGCCACUAUCAGGGGCUGUAUUGCUUUAAGGUCCUGUGAAAAUUAUUGUCUGUCAGUUUGGGAAGAUGUGGCUUUCUUGUGGGCACAAUGGUCAGACUGCUGUUCUAUCAAAUGGUUCUAUGGCAGGGGAAGUAUAAAGGAAGCUAGAUGUGGGACAGCUUGAUAGGGUAGAUAACUUCCUGCCCUGAAAGCAAGAUUCUCAGUCACGAGGCUAAAAUGGAGGAAUGUAGAGCUGCAGAUUGGAUUGUUUUACUACCAUGUUUGACAUUGAAGUAGAGGCCUAGCAGUGCCUGUUAUAUAAAGGUUUAUACGCACACAUUACAUGUAUGGCAUCUGACUACUAUUGGGACCGCAAGUGUACACUCUGACAGAACAGCUGCCAAAAAAAUGGUUGUUAAAGAUUUCCAGUUUCAGAGCUUUAUAAGUUGUCUGAGAUGUGGUACUUUCUGUUGAAUUAACUUUCUGGGAGAGGUUGAACAAAUAUGCCGAUUCAAAGAAAAUAAAAAUAUUGCAGAUAUUCAGGUAUUUGUACACAUGCUCUGUUCCAAAAUAUGGGAGAGAAGCUGAAAAUUUCUAGAAGCAUGCCUAUAAAAGUAGAGCUCAGUCCUUAAAAGGUGCUUCAAGCUCCUGCUGCAAUCAGUUCUCUCUUUUUAAAAACCCACAACAUUGUGUAAAGUAUUGCUCUUUUAUACUUUGUGGAGGUGCUACAAUCAAAUGUAAAAAUAAUCUAUCUGUUACAUGUCUGCAAAAUGAAGUAAAUAAGAACAAGAAUGAUCUUUAAAUAAAAGAUGGGAUAUGAUUCACAAAAAAAAUAAAAAAGGUGAAUAAGUGUACUUAUUGCAUGUA